AUGUUGACACCCCCGAAGGGGGCUGAAGCAGCCCUGGCUUUCCUCUACUCCGGAGACAUUCAACAGCUGUCAGGAGCAAACUGCAGCGAGAAGUAUGAAGUCCGAGGGGCAGAAGGCAGAGCCGGGGUCCCCCCAGUCCUACAGAGAGCAGCGGGCGCCCUGGCCCAGGCUGCCAACCUUCUCAACAUGCUUCUGCAAGCCAACGACAUCCGGGAGUCGAGCGUAGCGGAGGACGUGGAGUGGUACCAGGCACUCGUUCGCAGUGUGGCAGAGGGAGACCCGAAAGCCUACAGGGCUCUGCUGACCUUUAACCCCCCACCGGGGGCCAGCCACCUUCCGCUGGCCCUGCAGGCCACUCGGAUGGGGGAUGAGACCAUCCUUCAGGACCUGUCUGGGAACAAGAUACAGGAAGAGAAUCCAGAAGAGGAUCUGGAUACUCCUGUCCUCCAGAAGCGAGUGCUGACCAAUGACCUAAGGAGUCUUGACAGUCCCAAGUGGCCACGGGGGGAUGGAUAUGUGGGGGACAUACAGCAGGUGAAGCUAUCUCCUCCCUUCCUGGAGUGUCAUGAGGGCCGGCUCCGUCCUGGCUGGCUAGUUACAGCUUCGGCCACGUUCUAUGGACUCAAGCCAGAUCUCAGCCCAGAGGUCAGGGGACAGGUACAAAUGGACAUCAACCUCCAAAGUGUGGACAUCAACCAGUGCGCGAGCGGCCCCGGCUGGUACUCAAACACCCACCUGUGUGACCUCAACAGCACCCAGUGUAUCCCUCUGGAGAGUCGGGGUUUUGUCCUUGGCCGCUAUCUCUGCCGCUGCCGACCUGGAUUCUAUGGAGCUAGCAGUUCUGGGGGCUUAGAGGAGAGUACCACACAGACUUCGGGGCAAUUCGGGUCCCUGCAAGGCGGCUUAGGAAAGCUGCUACGGUGCCAGCCGUGUCCCGAGGGCUGCACCAGCUGUCUGGAUGCCACACCGUGCCUGGUGGAGGAGGCCCUGGCACUGAGGACGGCAGUGCUGGCAUGCCAGGCCUGCUGCAUGUUGGCUGUCUUCCUGAGUAUGCUGGUCGCCUACCGUUGCCGAGGGAGCAAGAGGAUCCGGGCAUCUGGAAUCGUCCUACUGGAAACCAUCCUUUUUGGAUCCUUACUUCUCUACUUCCCGGUGUUCAUUCUGUUCUUCAAGCCCAGCGUUUUCCGCUGCGUCGCUCUCCGCUGGGUCCGGCUGCUGGGUUUUGCCGUCGUCUAUGGGACCAUUAUCCUGAAGCUUUAUAGGGUGCUCCAGCUGUUUCUGUCUCGAACUGCCCAGCGGGGGCCACACCCAAGCAGCGGGCAGCUGCUGCAGCGUCUGGGGCAGCUCCUGCUGCUGGUAUUGGGCUUCCUGGUUGUGUGGACAGCGGGCGUCCUGGAGCCAGGCAUCCAGCACACACCUCUGGUGACCCGGGGUCACACUCCCACUGGCCGCCACUUCUACCUCUGUCACCAUGACCACUGGGACUACAUCAUGGUUGUGGCGGAAAUGUUGCUGCUUUGUUGGGGCAGCUUCCUCUGCUAUGCCACCCGGGCUGUCCCCUCAGCCUUCCAUGAGCCGCGCUACAUGACCAUUGCCCUGCACAACGAGCUACUCCUGUCUACUGCCUUUCACACUGCCAGGUUUGUGCUGGUUCCUUCCCUACACCCAGACUGGACACUUCUCCUCUUCUUCCUCCACACGCACAGUACGGUCACAGCCACACUGGCCCUGAUCUUCAUCCCUAAGUUCUGGAAGCCUGGGACGCCUCCCCGGGAGGAAAUCCUGGAUGAAGUGUAUGAGGAUGAGCUGGACCUGCAGCGCUCAGGCUCCUACCUCAACAGCAGCAUCGCCUCAGCCUGGAGUGAGCGCAGCCUGGAUCCAGGGGAUAUCCGGGAUGAGCUGAAGAAGCUCUACGCCCAGCUAGAGAUCCGAAAGACCAAGGAGAUGGCUGCCAACAACCCCCACCUGCCCAAGAAGCGGGGCAGCUCGCGCCAGGGCUUGGGACGUUCUUUCAUGAGGUACCUGGCCGAGUUCCCAGAGGCCCUGGCCAGGCAGCACUCUCGGGACUCCGGCUCUCUAGGCCUCAGCAGCCUGCCAGGCUCUUCUCGAAGAAGGCUCCUCAGCUCCAGCCUUCAAGAAACAGAGAAGCCACCAGGCCUCCGCAAGACCCGCAGCACAUACGAGCACCACAGGGAGCACAACACUCUUCCCUUUCACCCCACGCUGAGGCGGACCCUGUCCAAGAAGGCCUCACCAACAGAGGGCCAAGAGUCGGUAGAGGGGCCCCCAGCCCUGGGCUUCAGGUCGGCUAGUGCUCACAACCUGACAGUGGGAGAAAGACUCCCUAGAGCCAGGCCCAUCUCCCUGCAGAAGUCACUCAGUGUGGUGGCUGGCUCCAGAGAAAAGGCUCUGCUUGUGGCCAGUCAGGCCUACCUGGAGGAAACCUAUCGGCAGGCAAAAGAGAGGGAGGAAAGAAAGAAGGCUGAGGCGGCCAUGGUGAGCCCGGUGCGGAGGCCAUCGACCAGGAGGCUGGACCGGCCUCUAAGGGCUCCUCUGUCAGCCCCACCUUCUCCUGCCAGGGGCAGCAGUAUGGACAGCUCUCAUGCUCCUGGGAGGCUUCAUGAAGAGGCUGCGAGAAGGCUGCCUCACCCACCCAUCCGGCACCAGGUCUCCACACCCAUCUUGGCUCUGUCUGGGGCCUGCCUGGGAGAACCCAGGAUGUUGUCUCCCACCCCCACCUCCACAUUGACUCCUGUUCUGUUGCCAGCUCCGGCGCCAGCUCCGGCCCCACCCCCGGCCCCUGUUCUGCCACCAGUCUCAAAGCCCCCCCAAAGCCCCACCCUUCUCACUUUCAUCUGCCCUUGGGAGAAUGCAGAACUGCCAGGCAAGAAAGAAAAUGCGGCCCAGGAAGGCCCCACAGGGCCAGAGCGAAGCGGUCACUCACCUGCCUCAGCUCGGACCAAGAUCUGGAGGGCCCUGUCUGUGGCAGUGGAGAAGAGGGGGACUGGAGAGAGUGAGGCACUCACAGAGGGUGGACACGUACAGGGGGAAGCCGACGAAACGGAUGAGGAAAAGCCCAAGGUCUUCUCCAAAUCCCACAGCCUCAAAACCCCUCUGCAGCAGGGUUCCGUGCGCAGCCUGGGCCUGGCCAUCAAAGCUCUGACCCGUUCUAGGAGCACCUACAAAGAGAAGGAUGACGGGGAGGGCACCCCUGAGAAGGGAAAACCUGCAGAGGCGAGCACAGGGGCUCCGCCCAGAUCUCCCAGGCUAGGCCGGCCCAAAGCAGUGAGCAAACAGGCUGCCCUGGCCCCCUGUGAGGAUGAGGAGUCCCUCCAGAACCAACAGAACGCUCACACCAGCCGAAUGCUCCAGAAGGAAGGCAGCCGGGAGCAAGAGGACAGAAACAAGAGAGCGGCCCAGGGCCCAGGGGAGCGGAAAGUUGAGAGAACCGGUAAAAUAGCACUUGCCACACUGAGGCAAGUUUUUGGGGAGAAAAAUGCUGAACAAGCAAAGGAAUCCCCUGUGGGAUACCAAGAGGUGCCCAACCCUGCCCUCCAGCCCCUAGGCAGUGCUGACCACCGGGUGGCAGAGGUGUGUCCCUGGGAAGUGACUGAAUCUGAAUCAGGAACGGGGCUGCCAGAGAGUGUCAACAGGGCCAAAGUCUGCUCCCGGGAGGGAACUGAAGGGAGAAGUCUUGAGAAGAAGCCAUCAAGACAAGAGCUAAGUAGGUCCUGGGAAGAGCAAGAGAAAGUCCCAGGGGAGUCAGAACCCGAAGGUGUGGGCGCCAUUACUCGGAAGAAGCCAGAGAGGCUGGUUCGGAGCCAGGAGGCAGUGUGUCCUUGGGAAAGCCCCGACCCUGGAGAUCUGUCUCCUCAGUUGGUGCUUCAGGAUUCUGACAGAAGCCGGGGCAGGUCUGUGGUAGUGUGCAAAGGAGAAAAGCACCCAGAGGCCCUUCCGCCCGAGGCUGCCAAGGCAGAAGUGUGCCCGUGGGAGAUGAGGGGUGGGGGGGAGGGGACAUCUGCUGCUCAGAGGGUACAGGAACUCCCUGAAGAAAGGCAGAAAUCCCCCAAGAAGGCAACCUUCUGGCGAGAACAGAAUCUAGGUGGAGACCUGGUGUCUCUUUGUCCGUGGGAAAGUACUGAUUUCCGGGGCCCUUCAGCUGUCUCGCUUCAAGCCCCAGGAAUCGCAGGGCGUUUGGGCAGUGGCAUUGCAGAGGUGUGCCCAUGGGAAGCAGGAGAAGUGUCUAAUGACAAGAAAGCCGAGGUCUGUCCCUGGGAGCUGGGGGGUGAGCUAGCAGGUACAGAAGCCUUGAAUCAGGGAACAGAUGGGAAAUCUCUCACAGGAAAGGAGACUCCCUCCAGAAAGGGAUGCUUGGCAGAGACGGGGGAGCAAACUGUGAGGGCAAAGCCCACUGUCCGUCAAGGGCAGGAGUCGGUGUGCCCCUGGGGAGACCAAGCCCCUGAGCAGCCCAGCCCACAUCCAGACAGCUCCUCCUCCAGGGCUGGUGAGACAUUCCUAAGCCGCACUGGCAGCCAGGGACUGCAGGUGUGUCCUUGGGAAGCGGUGAAGCCAGAGGAGAGGCAGGCACCACCUUCCACAGCAGAAAUCUGUCCCUGGGAAGCAGAUGGACGAACAGAGAACAGGACAUCAGAACACGCACCAAAAGAAGGAGCCGUUCAAAAAGAUGAGGAGAAAAUGCCCGCAAAAGCCAGAAUCGGAGCACAGGAAGAGGCUGGGGGGCGGAUCCCAAAGCAGGAAGCAGUCUGCCCCUGGGAGAGCACGGACCGCGAUAGCACCCCACAAAGAGACCCAGAGAAAGCCCAAGCCACUCUCCAGAGGCAAGGCAGCAUGGGUGGCAAAUCUGCUGAGAUCUGCCCGUGGGACGUGGAGGGGACAGCUGAGAAGGCCAAGGUCUGUCCCUGGGAAGUGGGCACUGGGGCUGGAGAGGAAAGGACGGCGGGAACUGAAGCUUCUGGGAUCCCUCCAAAUGAGGCAGGCCAGACUUCUGCGGAUUCUGGACCCAGGCAGGUAGCUGCCAGUGCCACAAAGAAGCCAGAGAGGCCCAGCUCGGAGAAGGAGGUGGUCUGCCCUUGGGACAGCUUGAGUACGGGGGAUUCCUCUCAGCAGCCAGACGCUCUGAACAGUGAGAAACUAAACGAUGAACUCCGGGGACACGCGAGCUCCAGGCCCAUAGAGGUGUGUCCCUGGGAAGGGGAGGAAGCUCCUCUCAGUGAAAAAGCCAAGAUCUGUCCCUGGGAAUUGAAUGAAGGGACCACGGGGAAAGGAGCGGAGCAAGAGGCGGGGAGUGUGCCAGCACAGCAAAGGAGAAAGGAUCUAGAAAAGGCAGGGCUCCCCUUCCAAGAGGAAGGCACAUCAUCAAAAGCGCACACAAAACUCUGCCAGGAACAGGAAGGGGAAGCUAUCUGUCCUUGGAAGCCACCCGCCCAGGUCUCCAAGGUUUUAGACCUGCCCCUCAGCACCAUUUGUCAGGUAGCAGAGGGACAGUCUUCAGAAGCAAGUGACAGGGCAUCAGAGACAGGCAAGCUGAGACAAGACCUGAAGGCAUGUUCUCUCCCGGAAUACACAGCCCAGGAAAACGCUCCAGCUUUAAAAUCACAGUUCCCCGUUGAUGGCAGAGGAGCAGGUUCAGAACUCCAGGGAAGCACGGUACCAGCGGGCUCUUUCUCCCAUCCACACAGUCAGUGCCCUGACCAAUCUAGAGCCAGCUCCCAGACACCGGGAGGUGGGGCUGCUGAGAUGCACCCAUCGGAUGCUCCUGACCCGGAUCUCUAUAAACCCGACAGUGACACCAAGGCUGAGCCCUGUCCCCAAAAGGUGACUGGGAGAGUUACAGAAACAGAGACAUCAAGACAAGACAAAAAGGAGAAAUCUCAAGAGGACAAAGAAAAAGCCUCUGAAAAACGAGAUUACGAAGAUGCAGCAGUUCAGAGAACACCACAGAUCAGCAGCUUUGGGAAGCAGGAAGCUAUGUGUCCCAGGGAGAGUCAGGACUUUGGGGUACAAGCAGCUACAGAUGCUCCUGAUGGAAGCAAAGGUGAUUCUGAGAAUGUGUGUCCUUGGGAAGUAGAAGAGGUUCCUUCUACCGAGAAAGCUGAGAUCUGCCCCUGGGAAGCAGGUCCAGGAGCUGUGGGGGAGGAAACGCUGGACCUGGGGCGGGAGGGAGAAUCACAGGGGGCAGGAGAGGCUAAAAGACACUUCUUAAAAUCAGCAGAAGAAGUCUGCCCCUCAGCAGGCACAGUGUCGGCAGCGCUCUUCUCCCAGGAUGAUGCAGUGGACACAGACGCCCCCACGGUCAGUCUCGAUGGAACAAGCAGCCCAGGGAAACGGCUGGCAGAACUCUGUGUAUGGGAAGUCACAGACCCGGAAGGAAAUAAAAUCAAGGGCACCAUGGCGGACAUCUGUCCGUGGGAGGAUACCAGAGCUCCACCUGAUGAAUCUGGCCUCCUGGCUUUACCAGUAACCCAGGCAGAUGUGCUAGCUGCUCCUGAGAAAUCAACCUGCCUCUCAGUACACAGACCAUCGGAGACCCUUCUCCCAGAGAGCAAGAGUGUCCGCCCAGACGUCAGCAAGCCACCUGGAGCUUGUCGCCUGGAAGGUGCCAGAGAAGAAGAACCUUUGGAACUUGAGCCUGGAGCCAAAUCUGAUCCAGAGCUAAAUCCCCAAGAAGCAGAGGCUCCUGAUUCUUUGACCUUAACUGAGGACCAAGGACAAAUGGCUCUUGAAGCGCAAGGUGGAGAACUCAGCCCUCCACCCGAGUAUCCUCGGGACUGUGAGUGACAGCACCCUGGUGGGGGUCAGAACUCCUUCAGGACACUCCCCGAGUUCCAGUGUUCAAAAGGCUGGCUCAAAGAUGCUUGGACCCUGCCGGGCAGUAGUGGCUCACGCCUGGAAUCCCAGCACUCUGGGAGGCAGAGAGGCAGGCGGAUUUCUGAGUUCGAGGCCAGCCUGAUCUACAGAGUGAGUUCCAGGAUAGCCAGAGUACACAGAGAAACCCUGUCUCAAAAAACCAAAUCCAAAAAAACCAUUAAAAAAAAAAAAAGAUGCUUGGACCCUUCCUCAGCCCAGGAGGCCAGAUGGGAGCCAUCUAGAAGGAACUGCAGAAGGGAUGGACCCCGGGGUGUAUUCCAUCCUCCCUGCUUUUUUCUCUGCUUCAGGAAACAGAAACUAGACCUUCAUCUUCUAAAGAAUUCUGCCACCCAUCCAGAGUACCCCACACAGCUGUUCAAAUGGAAUUCUCACAACAAAGUCUACCCAAGGUAGUAAAAAAACUAAACCAUUUAAGGGAGUAGCAAUUGGGGACUGUGGGCAAGAGAAGAUGUUAAGGCCGUGCAGUUGAGGAUGACAGAAGGGGCUAGAGAGAUGGCUUGGCGCUCCAGAGCACACACUGCUCUUGCACAGGACCCAGGUUUGGAUCUCAACAACCAAGAUAAUCAGCUUAUAACCACUGACAACUCCAGGUUCAGGGGAUCCUCCAGUUUCUUCUUCAGGUCUCUAAGGACACCUACAUUCAUGUGCACACAUCCCUACAGAGACAGACAGACACACACACACAGAGAGAGAGAGAGAGAAAAUGAAAAUAAAUAUUUAAAAGAUGAAAGCUAAAUCAGAGGAAAACAAAGGCUAAAUAUGUGUCUGGAAAAAGGCUCACAGGCCUAGACCUUGCCCCUUUCCCCACCCCUUUCCCUGAAACAUGAUCCCAUGGAGCCCAGGCUGGUUUAAAACAGUGUGUAGCUAAGGCUAACCUUAAACUUGUGGUCCUCCUGCCUCCACUCCUGGGGAUGACAGCUGUGCAUCACUAUGGCCAGUUUACUCAGUGGUCACAGAGCUUCCUGUAUGCUGGGCAAGCACACUGUCACCUGAACUCUAGCCCCAGCCCAGCCUUUGUCUUUCUGUGUUCUUCCUUCCCAAUGUCCCCAGAAAGCCUCAUCCCAUCUUCCUGCCCCAGCUCUUACCAUGUCCAGGGCCCACCUCACUGCCUCCUCCUCGCCUUUCCAUAGUCAGCAAGGGGACCCCCUUUUCAGUAAAUGUAACUGGCGCCAAGGGGAAAUCUCUGGUUCUCAAGCAAGAAUCACUCUAACUCACUCAUAUCCCUUCCCAGAGGGGCCUGAGAAAGAAAAGAGGUCCUGUUCAGUCAGAAUCCCAACCACUAUCAGAGAGAGCAGCACUUCCCCGGUCUGGGAAAGGCACCUUGUGAAUACAAAGCCUCUUUCUUAGCUGUCCACUCUCAGCGUGGCUCUCCUCUCCGCAAUCCGUUCAGGCCACCUUGCUUAAGCAGUGUGAGCUAACAGGGUUGGUGUCAGAUGAUAUUACCAAAUGGAAACUGGGAAAGAGAAAACCCUUAUACAGAGGUUCCGACUUGAGAGAGGGAGAUGGGGUGAAGACAGGCAAGCUAAUGUGGCAGAGUUGUCAGGGGCAAUAAAGACAGCAGUAAGUCCCACCCUCUAGCUGCAGUGAUAUAGGUGUUGUUCAAGAGGUGGAAAACCUCAAGUGAGACCAAAUGCCAGGGGAGAAAAUCAGGAGUCUAUAUCCAAGCGCCGAACAGAUACAGAACCCACAGAAAUAAAGCAACUGAAUGUGCCAUUUCCAAAAGGGACUGGAAGAGAGUCCCCUGGUCUCCUUUGGGGGCCAGUUUCCCUCAUUCCCACACUAAGCCCUCCUACCAACCCAGAUCUCCUGCACCAGGUUUCUAGAGCUGUAUUGUUCUGGGCUGUGGCUACUUAACCCCACAGCAUCCAAGCUAAGGUAAACUUCACUAGCUGCACACCCUAGUGCAACCCCACUGCGUCUGUUCUAGCUGGGAAGAGCAAAGUUAUCCCCAUAAUUACUGUUACAAAUAGCCACCCAGAAAACUAAUAAAGAACGCUUG
Messenger RNA from Apodemus sylvaticus (European woodmouse), 8887 nucleotides. It is a transcript of the gene Gpr179, whose product is annotated as G protein-coupled receptor 179. The transcript has 11 exons. Lineage: Eukaryota; Metazoa; Chordata; Mammalia; Rodentia; Muridae. Bases 1 to 6798 code for a protein of 2265 amino acids. The record is from RefSeq and is a predicted model, not a curated record. Gene Ontology annotation, cellular component: membrane. Gene Ontology annotation, molecular function: G protein-coupled receptor activity. Gene Ontology annotation, biological process: G protein-coupled receptor signaling pathway.